GUCAGAUCGUCAGACGUGAGAUAAGUGAUCUGGGCGUGUUAGUGAUGAGCUUCCUGGAGGGAGAUCCGGCGGGAGCGGGGAGCGAAGGAGGCAGGAAGGGGGAGCCUCUGUGCCACUCUACCAGAAGCCUCCUCCAUCGUCCCUCAUCCAGCUCCUCGAAAACUAUCUUCAACCAGACUGGACCACAACACGACGCCCCGCUCAGAACUCCACGCAGGCUGAGCUUCAGUGGGAUCUUCAGGUCGGCCUCCAGGGACUUGAACCAUCAACCCUUGCCCCCCGUCACCAUCAAACUGUUCACACGAAACAAGAGAGACAAGGCUAGAGUUUCUGUGGAUUUAUAAAAAAGUGAUUUCAUGGGGAUGAAGCGUCUGAGCGGCCUGAUGCUGAGGAAAUGGAAGGAGAGGGAGCGAUGGAUUGGAAGGAGGAGGAGUGAACCCUGCGGAGCAGAAGAGAAGGACAAGGAGGAGAGGCAGACAGACAGGACAGACAGACUCAUGCUGAGGAGGAAGUCUGAACCCUGCGGACAGACAGAGGACUUUCAAAAGAUGGAAGAGAAGACGAGCGAGAGGAUGCGGAAGAAAGAAAGAAGGAAGUCUGAAUCCAACAUGGACGAGGAGGACAGGAAAGACAGGAAGAAGACAGAGAUGGGCAGAGGGAAAGGAAGGAGGAAGUCUGCUUCAUGGAUCAUGGCGGAGGACAGAGAAGGAGGACAGAUGGACAGAAGGCAGAAGGAGGCAGAUAGAGGGACGCUGAGACGGCGGUCAGAACCCUGCAGCAUUCUGUACAUCCAACUUCUUCCUCUGUCUGGCAGGAAGAGGAGGGAGCUGCUGCAGAGACGCACGGGACGAAGGACGUCCUCCAGCG
Messenger RNA from Paralichthys olivaceus (Japanese flounder), 867 nucleotides. The record is from RefSeq and is a predicted model, not a curated record. Lineage: Eukaryota; Metazoa; Chordata; Actinopteri; Pleuronectiformes; Paralichthyidae.